GGAAUGGGAUCGGGAUCGGGAAUCCCGACCCCGCUGCUGCUCCUGCUGCUCUCCGCUCUCCAUCCCAUAAUAGGGAACAUUCCCGAGCCGCUGCUGGUGCUGGAGGGGCCGGAGCGGGGCGGCCUCCGGCUCCGCUGCCUCUCGGAGCCCCCGGAUCCGCGGGCCCGGCUGCUCUGGAGCGGCCCCGGGGCCCGGGACGGGUCGGGCCGGGCGGAGCCGGGACCCGCGGGCUCGGUGUCGGUGCUGCUGAGGCCGGACCCGGGGAACCGAGCGACCUGCAGGGCCCUGGGACCGAGCCCGGUACCGGCGGCGGAAUCGAGAGUCAUCAUCGCCGCUCCGUCCCCGUGGCUCCCGGCUCUGCUGCUGCUGCUGCUGGGGCUGAGCCUGCCCCUGGCGGCCGCGCUGCGACUGCGCCAGCGGAUCAAGGCUGAGCUCGAAUUCAGGCGGGCUCAGAGCCACGCAGUGUCGCUGACCCUGGACGAGCCCUGUCCCCUCCCGCCCGUGGCCACCCCGGGCCGGUCCCCGCUGGCCGCGGCCCCGGGCUCCGGGCAGCGCCGGGCCCUGGCGGUGGCACGGGAGGGAUUUUCCCAUGGGAAGCAUUACUGGGAAGUGGAGCUGGGCCACGGGCACGCGUGGGAGCUGGGAGUGCUGGCCCAGGAAAUCCGCGAUUCCCUGCGGGAUUCCCGGCAUGAUUCCCAGAGGGAUUCCAUGCAGGAUUCCCUGCAGGAUUCUCUGCUGAAUUCCCAACGUGAUUCCCUGCAGAAUUCCCAGCGUGAUUCCCAGAGGGAUUCCCUGCCCAAUUCCCUGCAGGAUUCUCUGCAGGAUUCCCAGAGUGAUUCCAUGCAGGAUUCUCUGCAGAAUUCCCAGCUUGAUUCCAUGCAGGAUUCCCAGCCCAAUUCCAUGCAGAAUUCCCAGCAUGAUUCCCUGCAGGAUUCCCAUCCCGAUCCCCAUCCCGAUCCCCAUCCCUCCCUGCCCGUGGCCAAGGCUCCAGCCCUGCGGUAUUCCCGGGGGGAAUUCCGGCUCCCGGGCGGGAAGCUGGAGCGGAAUUCCGGGCGCUGCUCCGUGCUCGGGGUGCUCCUGGAUCAGGAGCGUCGCGUCCUCUCCUUCUUCGAUGCCGAGGAAAAGCAGCGCCUGGGAUCCGUCCCCCUGGAAAUUCCCGGGAAUCUUUUCCCGUUCUUCAGCCCGGGAGGUGCCGGGAAUGCUCUGGGGAUCCGGCCCGUGGGGGUCUGAAACCGCCGGGAAGAUUCGCUGUUAAAAACUGAAUGAACUGAAAAUGAAAUAAACAUGUUAAAAAUUA
Messenger RNA from Sturnus vulgaris (Common starling), 1297 nucleotides. The record is from RefSeq and is a predicted model, not a curated record. NCBI's taxonomy places the organism in Eukaryota, Metazoa, Chordata, Aves, Passeriformes, Sturnidae.